This is a messenger RNA of Cladophialophora psammophila CBS 110553, 1599 nucleotides long. RefSeq lists its product as uncharacterized. The transcript has a single exon. The coding region runs from base 1 to 1599 and encodes 532 amino acids. The record is from RefSeq and is a predicted model, not a curated record. Lineage: Eukaryota; Fungi; Ascomycota; Eurotiomycetes; Chaetothyriales; Herpotrichiellaceae.
AUGUCCGAACAUCCAGCCUUUCGCAAUCCUCAAGAACACGAGAAUCCAUUUGUCCCUGUGCCUCCGCCACCGAGACGGACAGCUCCAAAUUCUCGACCCGGUUUGACCGACGGCAUGGUCCCUGCGGAUGACCCUUUUGUGAAAGAGAUUGGUAAACCCUCCCGAUCUCACAGCGUUUCGUCAACCUAUAGCACGCAUCACCCGGGCGGAAUUGCAGCAGGGAUCGCAGCGGCAGCAGCUGGAACUGAUUUUAUACAUCACUAUGAUGAACACGAAGACGAGAACCCGCCAGUAGUCAAUGCGCCGCCAGCGAACAACCGAACUGUUCCAGCACAAAUCAACCGGAAACCCGUACACGUCAACUACACCAACAAUAGCGAACCGUGGCCCUACUCUCCCCCCUCUCCCAUCGACCACGUCGCCGAGACGGCUGCUCUGACAAUGAUCCCUACGAGAAGCAGUGGCGAGAGUGGGCGACGCUUCAGCCGUGACUCCGCGAGAGCCAACGCGGUAUUCGACCAAGAGUAUGCUCGUCACAGCGACGGGGUUUUAGGGCACGAUGAUCACGGGCUUGGAGCUGCCACAGCAGGACUCGAUGCUAGACUCGGUGUGGAUGCAGCUCUAGGAUAUCGUGACACCCAAGAUCGCCACCGCUCGCGAAGUCGAAGCAACAGCAGCAACCGUCGCACCCGAACCCCACAGGCCAUGCCCAGCGAAAGAUUCGACUCCAGCCGGAUGACGACCAGGGACUACGGUCAACCCUACAGAGAUGCUGUCCCACAACACCCAUAUGACGCCGGACCUAGCGGAGAACAGGACCUUUAUGGAGUUCCUUCGACACCACUUCCCCCUCCUCGCUCUCGGCGCAACAGCGCUCUUGGGUCUGCCCUCCCUGGUGCAGCUGCAUUCACCUACGCCAACCGGCCUACCGUUCCGUCUCCGCUGUCAAGCGAAAUUCGCCGCGAUCCGAGCUACUCGCCUCCGCAAAGCCGGCCGCGGGGUCUGAGCAGGGGUGCCGCCGCACGGUACUCGUUCUCUUACGAUCCUCUAGACGACGAUUACAGCGCCUACCCGCCCUUCCCCAUGACGUCCAGCGGCAAUAGUCACGGCAGGAGAGGGAGAGACGAGAUGGUCUCCACGGAGCAGCAGAGUACCACCAACGGCCCCACCGUGCCCGACAAAGCAAUGGUUAGCGACAAACGUUAUCCUCCUCACCUCGACAUGCCACUCGGCAAGGGAAGCGACGAGUCCUACGACCUCACAGCCACCACAGGUCCGUUAGGGCAGCAGCCCCAGCUUCAGAGCCAGCUCACAUCCUUGCUCCCCGGGCCCGGGGACGAAAACGACGCGAUUGAAAGCCCUGGCCACGACUCGGCAUGGCGCAUAAGCGACGGUAUGCCUGCCGGAUGGCAGCGCGCGGGCGCAGACAGCAGCAGUUCGCGCAGCAGCCGGGAGUACACGAGCCACCGCGAUUCAGGGGUGAGCAUGGGGAUGGGAGGUGGGAGGAGAGGGAGGAGAUUACGCGCGAGUGAUAUAGCGGGCUCGUCGGGAGCAAGGCCAACGAUGGACGAAUGGUACACGUACGGCCAGGCGCUCUGA